Messenger RNA from Pocillopora meandrina, 8931 nucleotides. Lineage: Eukaryota; Metazoa; Cnidaria; Anthozoa; Scleractinia; Pocilloporidae. The record is from the annotation of a GenBank genome assembly.
GCUGCCUCAUAUUAUUGUAACAAAAUGGGAUUUGAACCAUUUGGCUAUAAGGGACUGGAAACAGGAUCAAGAGAGGUGGUAUCGCAUGCGGUCAAACAGGACAAGGUAUGGUUUUCUGCCCCUACCCAUUCUAGGUAUCACUGUUAUGUUGCUGUCUCUGUUAUUGCAAUUGGCCUCGUACAUGAGCCUUACCAUAACCCAGAGCCCAGUUGUUUGAAGGCCCAAUUAGUGCCAACCCAAUGUUAAAUUCUAACCAGCUUUUUUUAUUCCUUCGUUUAAAAGCCUUUUGGGGAUAAUUUUCUGUAUCAUCCAAUAAUUAUAUUCUAUACAAAACCAAUUUGACUGAAUUUGACUUUAGAAGCUUUUAGAUCUGAAAUCAGACUUCACAGUAACCCUGGGUUAUCUUAACCCAGCUUUGAAUAACCUGGCUCAGAUGUCUAAAAUCAAAAUUUGAACAAACAUGGGCUGUUUGCAUAAAAGUGUCUCACAGAUUAACUAUGUCUAAGGCCAAUUACUAAGGAACUCAUCCUUUGCAUUUUCUUUCAGAUCAUAUUUGUUUUCAAGUCACCUCUUAAUCCUUCAGGAAAGAUAUCAGAAGGUAAAGUCCUCAGAAUUAAUCAAACGUGACAACAAUUUCAAUAUGGCUUUGACUUGAAAUUUUUUGUCUUAUUUAUUUUACUAUGAAGAAUAGGGCUCUGUUGCUUGAAAUAUAUGAUAUUUUUUGCCAUACAUUCAUGGCUGUAUGUGAUCUACCCAUAAUUUUUUUGUGUUAGUGAUGGGAAAACACCUGAUUGUACAUGGUGAUGGAGUGAAGGAUGUUGCUUUUGAAGUGGAGGACUGUAUUGCUCUUUACAAGGUGACCUGCAUGUAGCCAAGCUCAUCACAAAAUCUCUAUAGAUUAGCAGAAGAGGCACUGAUACGACUGCAAAAUGUGAAGGCCUGAAGUGCAAAUCAGUUCAUGGGGAGGCACAUUUUUUCUUGUCCCAUUCUCACAAUGAACAAAUCACAUAUAGUUAAACCUGUACUAAGUGGCAUGGUAUUCCGUGGUCACCCUGGAUUAACCCUUUAGCUGCCAGGGGUGAUUAACAUGUAGUUUCUCCCCAUGAUAUCCAAACAUUAUCCAACAAAAAGGUGUUGAGAAUACUAAAACUUGUUGGGUAGAAGUUGUUAUCUUGAUCAAACACCAAAUUCUCAUAACUAAUUUAAAAGGAAAUAUGUAGCAGCUAGAGGGAGAAUUAACAAUCAGAUGGGAGGGUUCAAUCAACAUUAGCACUCUGAGUUCAAAUGUCGACAACUCGUUGCAGAUUGUCUUUCUUCUUAAGAUUGUUAGGACAAAAUGGCAUUUUAUCUCAUUUGUUCUUAUUCUGUGGAACCUGUGUCAAAUCAGUUACAUCCUAAUAUCAUAACACAUCUUGUACAUACUGUUAUCUUUACUUUUCUCAUGGUAUUGGUAAGGAGAAUUUGUUUAGCAAUCAAGAGUGUCAUCAUUCGAUGAUCAUUUCUUUUAUUCUGAUGACUUUAGUGUUUGAUUCAGGGGUGAUAUUGUAAGGAGAAAUUAGAGUCUGGUCACUCUUAGGGGUUAAAAGGUUAAUGGUCAACCUGUAAUGAGUGUUCACCCACUAUUCCCCAUGGGUGACUGCUUAAUACAGGUUUAAUUAUAUUUAAGUUAUUGUUAUAAUUACUCUUUUGUUUGGUUUAUACAGGCUGCCAUUAAGCGUGGUGCAGUGUCUGUUCAUGAGCCAUGGGAUGAAACAGAUGAAGAUGGCACUGUGACUUUUGCAACUGUGCAGACAGUGAGUAAUUAUCUAUAACUAUUAAAUAUAGCUAUGGCAUUUUGUUUCUCCAGAGUCUUGAUUGGUUUAAGGGCUCAUAUUAGAGUUCCUAUUUCAUGGACCAAAAUUAUGGUCACAAACAAUUGUAAGAAAUUUUUUUUAUGUUUAUAGCAGAUCUUGAAAUAUUUCUUGAGCUGUUAUUUAAGAAUGGAUAGCAAUUAUUGUUCAACUCACACUUGUUGGGUAUGAUAUGGUUAACUCUCAAGAUCUCAUUAGUAAUUCUCCUUACUGUCUGCCAUACAAUUCUUUAGAUUUUAUUCAGAGAAUUUGGUAUUGGAUCAACCAAUAAUCUCCUAACUAAUAUUUUUCUUUAAUCUCGUCACUUGCCUGCUUGAUACUGUAUUGGUAUUGUGAAGAGAAAUUUUGUAAUGUCAAGUUGAAAGUUACUUUUUUAAAUUUGAUCUCUGUGAUAUCUGUUUGAUUGUAGUAUGGUGACACAACACACACAUUUGUUGAAAGAAAGGGAUUCAGUGGUCUCUUUCUACCUGGGUACAAGCCUCCAAUCACCAAAGAUUGCCUUCUACCCAAACUGUAAGUAUACCUUAAUUGUUCUGCACCAUUAGAAGCAAGUUUUUUUUUAAAGCUAUUCGCACAUGUCUUACAUGUAACUUAAAGAUUGUAAUUCUUGUGUUGAUGACUAUCCGUUUCUUCAACACGUACACUGUUCUUUAAGCUGACGUCAGUGGGAUGUCUUUCUUUUUAAGCAAGUUUGAGAUUGAUUCUUUAUAAUUCCAGAGAAAGGGUUUUUCUAAUUUUUAACAAGUUCAUCAAAUUGCACAACAACACAAAAAUGAGAGAAGAUGUGUUAAGUAUAUCACACAACAUCAUUAGCAGUAUUCUAUGUUCACUCUGCUCUUUGUUUCAUACAGUAUUUUUAGUCCUCUUAUAUCUUAUACAUCUCCUAGAAGCAUCAUCUUGAUUACCCACCCCUCCCCCCUGACCCCAGUCUAGGGCCUAGUUGUCCAAAGAGCAACUUGCACUAACCCAGGGUUAACCCUUCAACUCCCAUGAGUGACCAAGACAGAAUUUCUCCUUAUAAUGUCAAUUCAAUAUCAACCAGAUAAGUGAUGAGAAUAAAGAAAAAUAUCAAUUUGGGGAUUAUUAGUUGAUCCAGUACUUAAUUCUCUGAACUGACAUUAUAAGAGCUGUAUGGUUGACAGUAAAAAAGAAUUACAAAUUUGAUCUGGGAGUUAAAGGGCUAAAAAUUUACAUUUUGACUGGGGUUUCUUUAUUCCUUUCUUCAAAGGCCUUUUUCAGAUAAUUGCUCUAGUAUUCCUUUUAGAGUGUUUGGGCAUCAAAUUGUACACAAAAAUAGUUAAACAGAAUAAUCUUUCAAAGCUUUCAGAUCUGUGGUCAGAUUUCAGACUAACCCUUGGUUAUCUUAACCUAGCUUUGAACAACCCACCACAGAACUUUAAUUUUCCAACAAACACCUUCUUUCAUAGGGGUUAGAUAAGUCAAGCCAAAAAUCCUAAUGUGGAAACUAAAUUCUCAAUAUCUCCUGGAAUAACAGAUCCUUUUUUAAAACCAAGGCAAUUCAUCGCUAAUCAAUGUUUCAAUUAAAUAUGCACCCUAAAUGUUGAUAAUGGUAGUAGGACUGAGUGGUAUCCAAUUCGAUGUGUAACCAUACGAGUACUUCACAAAAUCUGACAACAGUGAAGCAAGAGUCCAAUUUGUCAAUCUCAAGUAUGAGUAUGGACAUAUUUGAAUGACACAAAGUGUCGUUACCAAUUAAUCAAAUCUAGGACAAAAUGUGAGAAAGAAGCUAGACAUUGGUUGUAUGUCUUCAUAAAAAUCAGCUGUUAAUGCGGCAAAAUGCAUGACAACAGAGCAUGGACACGAUGGGUACUGUCCACUUACACAGGCAUCAUGUCAAUUGUCUUAUAUUACACUGUCCAAUUAAAAGCAUGACACAUACACUGUCUUAUUCCUUUAACUACCAUGAGUGACCAAGACAGAAUUUCUCCUUACAAUAUCAAUACAAUGUCAACCAGAUAAGUGAUGAGAAUUAAGAAAAAUAUCAAUUUGGGGAUAAUUAGUUGAUUCAGUACUAAAUUCUCUGAACUAACAUGAUAAGAAAUGUAUGGUUGACAGAAAGGAGAAUUACAAAUUUGAUCUGGGAGUCAAAGGGUUAUUAGUGCUCAAAUCAAGCUGGUGAUAACCAUUCACAUACUUUAGGUAAACUUUGUUAUAGUUUUGAUUGAAGGUGUAACUGUUCUUCUCAUAUUUCUUAGACCACCAGGCCUUCUUUGUUUUAUUGAUCAUGUUGUUGGUAACCAGCCAGAGGAUGGUAUGGUGUCCACUGCUGAAUGGUAAGUCCAGUGUAAUAAAGAUGAAAAUUACAGUGAUUAAUCCUUUAACUUCCAUGAGUGACCAAGACAGGAUUUUUCCUCACAAUAUCAAUACAACAUCAAGCAGACAAGUGACGAGAAUAAAGAAAAAUAUGAAUUAGGGGGUUGCAAGUUGAUCCAAUAUCAAAUUCUCCAAAUUGACAUCACAAGAACUGUAUGGCAAACAGGAGGGAGAAUUACUAAUGAGGUCUUGGGAGUUAAAGGUUUAAUGGGGAAAUUAACAACUGCAUCACUAAUUGGAGGUUGGGUGCCUGAAACAUCCAGGAGCUUCCCCUAUUGGCAGCCAGCUCCUAUAUGGAAACUUCUCCCAUGGCUGGCAAAUCCUGGCAACCAGGCCAUGAGGCCUCACAAAGGAAAUGGGAACAGGCACCUGUCACACUGAAUAAACAGUGGAAAGAGGGAGGGAAGGAGUGGGGAAAACUGCCUGGAUGAAGAGCUGCCACUCCUCACAACACUACAAGUACAUGCUCAAAGUACACACUCAAAGUACAUGCAAGAAUGCCUCCAACGAAGAUUGCAUGGAAUUCCGGUGCAUGCGCAUAUGUGAAAAACUGCUAACCAUUAGAAAACUCUGAUGCUCUUUGUUGUUAACUCUGUUAGAUUGCAUUUAACUGCACGAAAUUCGAGACUGACAACUGACCAUUUAAUACAGGGUGACUGCUAAAUACAUUGCCACCUAAUACAGGUUUGACUGUACUUUGGUGUAGGUAAUAUGACACACAGUUGAAAGCACUUUUAUAAGUUCAACAAGCAACAGAGAAAUGAGAAUAAACAAAUCAAACCAUGGAUGGUGGUAAUGGAUGGGAUAGGUUGGACUGAUCAAAUGUAGACAAACAUUUUUAAGAUGCAUAAGUCUGUGUUAGAACCCUGUUGUGCUGCCUCAUCCUCAAUCCUUCCCUUCUCCUUCACAGAUUAAAUUACUGAUUAACACCUUCACUCCUAGGAUCUUUUAUGAAAUUCUCCUUACUGUCUGCCAUACCAUAUGAUAUGAGUUUGGAGAAUUUGGUAUUGGAUCAACUAAUAAUCCCCUAAUUAAUGUUCGCCUUUAUUCUUAAUGCUAUGAAUGGAGAAAUUCUGCCUUGGUCACUUGUGGGAGUUAAAGGGUUAAUAAACAUAUAUUAAGUCCUUAAAUUGUUGUUUUUCUCUGUAAAAUUUAUACUCUGUUGGUCUCUGAAGGUAUGAGAAGAAUUUACAGUUUCACAGGUUUUGGUCUGUUGAUGAUAAACAGGUAUGUUACUUGUUACAAACAGACUCCACUUUCCUUCUUUCUGUUCAGAUUUAUAGCUCAGAUGUUGAGAAAGAUGUUUUUUGUCAUGUCACGAGUGUGGGAGUCCCCAUGAGGAAUCAAACCUCAGACCUUUGGAUUCCGCUUUCCAAUGCUCUACCACUGAGCCACAGAGACUCUACGGUGAGCGAGGUCUAUUACAAAGUUCACAUGACAUGCAUCCUAAUACUGCAAGGAUCAGCAAUGCCGAUAGCAUUAUGUUUGUAAUUAGAUUAAAAGAGAUGGUAAGUUUUGAGUUCAGUAUGGAAAUAGAGAAAGAUGUUUUUUUGUCUUGUCACGAGCAUGGGAAAAAAGGAAAAAAUUCUGAGACCCCAUGAGGAAUUGAAUAUCAGACCUUUGGAUUCCUGAGUGACUAAGAAAUAAAUUCUAGUAACAAUUUUAUUUAAAUGUCAAAUAGAGAUGCAGAGAGAAGUGAGAAAAUCAUCAACUAGAAACUGGUCUUUGGAUAGAACUCCAAAUUCUCAGGAAUAGGCAACAAAGGUUUUUGUGUCACGAGUUAGAAGAAUUAACUUUCAUAUCUUGGGAAUGAAAAGGUUAAUCGCUAAACCAAGAAAAAUCUUGGGAUUAUUUUUAGUUCGAAACUGUCCACUAUGUUGGUCGACGAACACAUAAUUCCAGCAAUGCUGAUGGGUAUAUAUUCACUUCAUUGUGUAGACCCUACACCAAUCUUUUGUUGUUUAGAUUAAUACAGAGUACAGUGCACUUCGAUCAAUUGUGGUCACAAACUGGGAAGAGACAAUUAAGUUGCCUAUCAAUGAACCAGCCCCAGGAAAAAGAAAGAGCCAGAUACAGGUAUGUACAUGAUUAUGGACCACGCAUUAGGUCAUGAUAUAUAUGUUAUUCACCAGACGGGAGGUCUGUAUUGGGAAAAACUGUGCCCAAGGCUGUAGGCCUCAGCAGAACACAAGACACCGGGCACAGUUUUUCCCAAUAUGGACCGACCUUGGCUGGUGAAUAACAUUUUUAUUCUUUUCUAAAACCUAACAAAUGGUUGCGAAAAGAACCUGACCCGCUGUAAGUGGGCCGGAUGGGGAGAAUACUGCCCGCUCUUGGAACCAAUCAGAUUGCAGGAUUUGUAGAAUACCACCUGCUCAUGCACUGAGAAAAAAAUAGAACUAGAUAUUUGCCAAGUUAUUAUUAUUUUUUUUUUAUUUAUUUUUUUUUAUUUUUGCAUUUGUUUUUUGUGCAAUGAGACUUGGUCAGCUUCCAUAAAAGCACAAGAAAAUAUCCAGCCACUUUGACAGCACAAGCAUGAUAAAUGAAAUAAUUAUUUCAUGACCAGGGGAUCCAGCAAAGGAAUUGAACUUUACAGGGAAAUGUAGGCAAUGCCAACCAUAUCAAUGAUAUUCUAUUUCACUACACUUCCAUUCAUACUCUGUUUAAUAACCAAUGUCUAGUUUUCCUCUCAAAUUUUGUCAUAGUUUUGAUUAAUUGGUAACAGAACUUCAUGUUGUCCAAUUCUGUCAGUAAUCAUAUUUGUGAUUAACAAAUCAGACUCCUGCUUCUCAGUCAUCCGAUUUUGUUAAUCACUCCUAUGAUCACAGACCAAAUUGGACUCUACUUGGUCCUAUUACCAUUAUGAAUUACUGGUAAGAUAUGGGAAUAAUGGUUAACCAAAAGACUGGGCAAAGCUGGAACAGUCCUCUGUUUCUCGGUGCUUUGCUGGAAAAACUAAGUGUGAAUGGAGUAGACUAAUUUCUUGGUAUUUCCCAGAACCUCUUUUGCAAGCAGUGCUAAGCAUGCUCAUGUAACUAAUAUGACAAUAUACAUGAAAAAAACUAUGCUAAUCUGAUAGGCUGAAAGUGAGUACAUUUUUCAUGUCAAAAAAUUUGUUCAUCAUGAUUCUAUGUAAUGCAAUUUCAAUUGUCUUUUGAAAAUUUAGUUGUGCUUAUUUACACCAAAUUGCACUCGAAAUCAUGAUGUUACCUUUACAAACUGCGUUGUUGUUGCAUAAUUCAACUUUGCAUAGCAUUAUGAGCAUGGUGACUAAACCUAGUCAAUGCACAAAAUUCAUGUUGUCAUUUGGUCUUUAUUUGUGAUACUCAUCUUGCUUCAGGAGUAUGUCGACUUCUACGGAACAGCAGGAGUUCAACACAUUGCACUCAACACAUCUGAUAUCAUCUCUACUGUAAGUGACAACCUGAAUCAUUAACUUUACCAGAUUGUACGUUUUGUGACGUGAAGUUACUUUUUUUUCAGAUAAGGAAUCUAAAGGAGAGAGGCAUGGAUUUUCUCGUUAUUCCUGAUACAUAUUAUGAAAAUCUUCGUGCACGUCUUAAGGAUGCACCCAUUAAGGUGGAGGAAGACCUGGAUGUGGUAAGAUAUUUUAACUUGGACCCUUGGACAGUUGAGGGGAAUUUUAGUGGGGAUCAGCUACAUGCACCAAGGCUUUCAAACUCUGGCUGCAUCAAACCUUUAACUCCCAUGAGUGACCAACACAUAAUUUUUCCUUACAAUUUUAGUGCAGUAUCAAGCAGACAAGUAAUGAGAAGAAAAAAAAUUCAAUUAAAGGAUUAUUUGUUGAUUCAAUACCAAAUUCUCCAAUUCACAUCAUAAGAAUGGUAUGGAGCACUAUACGCGUCAAGUUUCUCCGGUCAGCUGCACAAAUUUUUAGUAAGCUCUGUUUAAAUAUGAUUUUUUUCGUGUUCUAGCUUCAAGAUCUGAAGAUUUUGGUCGAUUUUGAUGACAAAGGUUACCUGCUGCAGAUUUUCACAAAACCAAUGCAAGACAGACCAACGCUCUUCUUAGAAGUCAUACAGAGGCGCAAUCACCAGGUGAGAGAGAGAGGGGGGUGGUAUGUGGUGGUGGAGUCCCUGAUGAGGAGUGUACUGUUUUAUUGUUAAGGAUGGAUCGUCUUUCGAUUGGUGCGAGGGGACAGCUGGAAAUUAAACUAAAGCAACUUCAACUGAUUGUCGUUAAUUCUGGGGCAAGGACAUUCCAACCACUAAAAAGAUCAAAGCCAGUGAGUUUUCAAAGUGAAGGUGUGAAGAAAGCGCGGGUGACCAAGUCGUGAUUGGUGUCUGCGUUGCUUCCGAUUGGUUGAGAGGGUGACAUGCGAUUUCUAAAAACCAAUCACAGAGCGAAGCAUAACAAACGCAAUGCAAUCCAGGAUCACGUUAGACUAUCGAUGGAAAACUGCCCUAUGAAGAGCUGCUCGUUCUGCGAAGAGCUCCUCGUUCUAUGAAGAGCUGCUCGUUGUCUGAAAACUUUCUUCUGGUUUUGAAUCGUCUUUCCCUCUUAUAAACAUAGAAUGGCUUGAAAGUGGGCAAUAUUAAAGUUGCAAACUGUCGUUGGUAUAUCAAAAUGAUAAAUUUAAUUUUUCAGAUGAAUAUGCAACAGACUGAAUCUCUUUUUUUUCUUCUUUUUUUCUCUUCUUGUUGUGCAGGGCUUUGGAGCCGGUAACUUCAAGUCGCUUUUUGAAGCCAUAGAGUUGGAUCAAGAACAAAGGGGAAAUCUCAACUAA